AUGUUUGCAGGAGUACACGCCGUCCGAUGUGCCAGGAAAAUGCACAAGCCACUCCAGUUGAGGAGUAGGUCAUGUCUUGAUGAUAGACAGGUCAACACCAUGAAGCUUGCGCCUCCGGAUAAGUGGUCGCAGCAACGAGAGGGGUUUAUAUUUUCGCUUCACCCGAGGCUCCAGCAGCCCAUUGCACUUCUUCACCUUCCUGUCCUUUUCUUUCCAACCACUUGGGGAAGUUUCUACACACUUACUAUUACUACCCUCACCAUGCUUGCGGCGUGGUAUAUAGAAGGAAAACCCGAGGGAGGGCGGCCCGGAUGUUGUCCUGAAGCCCCUCGCGAGGAAGGCAGACGCCAGAGAGAAAAAAAAAUUGCAUUUAGCUUUGCUGUCACAGUCGAAAUGUCACCACGAAGUGUCCGUGGAGCUGAGCCGAUGGUUGUGAAGAACAAAAUCAGCAAAGCAUUGUGGCAUGUGUAUGGGAUUUUGGUCAUUUAG
Colletotrichum graminicola M1.001 is the source of this 489-nucleotide messenger RNA. RefSeq lists its product as uncharacterized. The coding region runs from base 1 to 489 and encodes 162 amino acids. The record is from RefSeq and is a predicted model, not a curated record. The transcript has a single exon. NCBI's taxonomy places the organism in Eukaryota, Fungi, Ascomycota, Sordariomycetes, Glomerellales, Glomerellaceae.